AUGCUUAGAACUACUCAGUUUAUACAAAAAAGAUUAGCCUCAACAGGUAAAGAUCUCUUGCGAACUCCAUUAUACCAAGCACACAUUGACCAUGGUGGGAAAAUGGUUGAGUAUGCUGGCUUCGAAAUGCCCGUCUUGUACAAGGAUCAAUCUCACAUUGAGUCACAUAAAUGGGUGAGAUCGAAUGUUGGUUUAUUUGAUGUGAGUCAUAUGUUACAGCACAACAUCUCGGGAUCAGAGUCAAAAUUGUUUUUGCAGAAAGUUACUCCAAUUGAUUUGGACCUGUUGGCUACUAAUAGUUCCAGCUUAUCUGUGCUAUUAAACAAAGAUGGUGGAGUAAUUGAUGAUUGUAUAAUUACAAAACAUGGUGAGAACGAAUACUAUAUGGUGACCAAUGCUGGAUGCAGGGCCAAGGAUGUGGAUUUUUUGAAAAAAGAACUUUUGCAAUUCCUGGAUGUCAAGCACAAUACUUUUGAAGGUACUCUUUUAGCUAUCCAAGGUCCCAAGGCUCAAGAUUUACUCCAAAAAUUUACUAAUGAAGAUUUGGGCAAGAUUUAUUUUGGUCAGACCAAGUUUUUGAAACUAUCACCAAUCAAUGCAACUGUGCAUUUAGCGAGAUCUGGUUAUACGGGAGAGGAUGGAUUUGAAUUGUCUAUUCCAUCUACAAGCGAAGUAGAACAACAAGAAGCCUUGAGUUUCUUCAACACUUUAAUUGCCGAAUAUCCGGAAAUUGUCAAACCAAUUGGGUUGGCAGCUAGAGACUCAUUGAGAUUAGAAGCUGGUAUGUGUUUAUAUGGCCAUGAACUAACUGAAGAUCUCACGCCAGUCGACGCAUCAUUAACGUGGUUGAUCCCAAAAACACGCAGAGAGUUGGGAGAGCAGAGCUUUAAUGGUGCAGCCAAAAUAUUGAGUCAAAUCAAGGAUAAAUCAACAACCAAGAGAAGGAUUGGUAUUACAUCUAAAGGUCCCUCGCCACGUGAUGGUAACAAGAUCUUUGCAGAAGACGGCAAGACCGAAGUCGGCUAUGUUACUUCUGGUUCGCCCUCCCCAACACUUGGAGGUAAUAUUGCUCAAGCGUACAUCGAUAAGAAGGCUAAAAUUGGCUCUAAUGUCAAGGUAGACAUUAGAGGUAAAUUGAGAGAUGCUGUAGUGACCAAAUUACCAUUUGUCGAAAGCAAAUUUUAUAAACAGUAA
This is a messenger RNA of Lodderomyces elongisporus, 1194 nucleotides long. It is a transcript of the gene GCV1, whose product is annotated as glycine decarboxylase subunit T. Gene Ontology annotation, molecular function: protein binding; aminomethyltransferase activity. The coding region runs from base 1 to 1194 and encodes 397 amino acids. The record is from RefSeq and is a predicted model, not a curated record. The transcript has a single exon. Lineage: Eukaryota; Fungi; Ascomycota; Pichiomycetes; Serinales; Debaryomycetaceae. Gene Ontology annotation, cellular component: mitochondrion. Gene Ontology annotation, biological process: glycine catabolic process.